Guillardia theta CCMP2712 is the source of this 972-nucleotide messenger RNA. RefSeq lists its product as hypothetical. Lineage: Eukaryota; Cryptophyceae; Pyrenomonadales; Geminigeraceae. Gene Ontology annotation, biological process: proteolysis. The annotation marks the transcript as partial. The transcript has 13 exons. The record is from RefSeq and is a predicted model, not a curated record. Gene Ontology annotation, molecular function: zinc ion binding; metallocarboxypeptidase activity.
AACGACACAACGCUCAUCUUCGAGUCGCUCUUCGAGUCCGGCAACCUGUACCAGGCGUAUCAGGUGGCGGAGUUCGAGUACGAGCUGGUGCUGAAGAACGAUUUCAACACCAACGGACACACGCAGUGGUACUUCUUCUCAGUUGGCAACACCAGAAAGGACGUGACCUACAAGUUCACCAUCGUGAACUUGUACAAGCGAACGAGCAUGUACAGCAAGGGACUCAAGCCUCUGCUCCACUCCGAGAAAGAAGCCAAAACGCGAGGGCGAGGGUGGCAUAGAGCUGGAUUCGACAUCUCGUACCAUCGCAACGACUAUCAGUACUCGAAGAGGAGCAUCGUCAGGAACUUUUACUCCCUCCAGUUCUCCCUGCAGUUUCCGCACGGCAACGACAUCUGCUACCUCGCUCACUGCUUCCCCUACACCUACUCGGACCUGCAGCAGUACAUCCGCAAGCUGGAGUCCGACGUCGACAUCCGCAAGAUUUUCCGACGGAAGCUGCUCUGCCGCAGCAUCGCAGGCAAUCGAUGUGAAGUGCUGACGAUCACGGACCCGCGGGAGGUCACGGGCGAGGAGGCGGAGGCUCAGCAGAAGAAGCAGUGCGUGGUGCUGUCAGCGCGGGUACAUCCGGGAGAGACCAACUCGUCUUGGAUGAUGCACGGGUGUAUCGACUUCCUCCUCAGCUCGCAUGAGGAGGCGAAGAAGCUGCGCCAGCAGUUCGUCUUCAAGAUCGUCCCGAUGAUCAACCCCGACGGCGUCAUCAUCGGCAACUACCGGACGGGCAUGGCAGGCAACGACUUGAACAGGAAGUGGAAGAACCCUUGUCCGACGCUACAACCCACCAUCCAUCACAUGAAGGAGAUGAUGGCGAGAAUGCGAGACGAGCGAGGCAUCGCGCUCUUCGUCGACUUGCACGGACACAGCGUGAAGAAGAAUGUCUUCAUCUACGGCUGCGACUCCAAGUACUGGUAA